Lampris incognitus (smalleye Pacific opah) is the source of this 2909-nucleotide messenger RNA. It is a transcript of the gene kremen1, whose product is annotated as kringle containing transmembrane protein 1. Gene Ontology annotation, cellular component: plasma membrane. The record is from RefSeq and is a predicted model, not a curated record. The coding region runs from base 327 to 1757 and encodes 476 amino acids. Gene Ontology annotation, biological process: multicellular organism development. NCBI's taxonomy places the organism in Eukaryota, Metazoa, Chordata, Actinopteri, Lampriformes, Lampridae. The transcript is spliced from 9 exons.
CACACACACAAUUUGUCUAGCUCCCUCUCAUACUCCCCCCCCUCCCUCUGCAGCACGCAUACCCAGCGCUUGCGGCAGGUCGAAUCUAUUGCCCCGAUUUCCUGUCACAUGAUUGGAAAUCGGAUCCCUCGGUCGUACUAUCUGUGUCCCGUGUUGACGGUGCGGUGCGGCGGAGGGACCUGCCUUCAACUUCAGCCCACUCUUAACGCGCUGGCGGAGCGGCGCCUCCUCACAAACUCAAGGAUCACUCCCCCCGCAUCAGUUCAGUUCACCUGAGACGACUCUCCGCGCGCCGACCCGACUCCCGCCGCCCGCCGCCUCCAGCGAUGGACUCGUUGACAGCCACCGCCGCCGUUCUUCUCGCCGGGCUGAUUUCCGCGGCAGCUUUGAAACACUUCGACACCGAGUGUUAUACUGCUAAUGGAGAGGACUACCGGGGUUUCCAGAACCAGACCAGUUUACAUGGGGGCAAACCCUGCCUUUACUGGAACGAGACCUUCCAGCACCCCUACAACACCCUCAAGUACCCCAACGGAGAGGGGGGCUUGGGCAGCCACAACUACUGCAGGAACCCGGAUGGGGAUGUGCAGCCGUGGUGCUACAUUGCUGAUCACGAAGACGGGAUCUACUGGAAGUACUGCGACAUUCCCACCUGCCAGAUGCCUGGCAACCUGGGCUGCUUUAAAGACAGCGGCGACCCACCCACACUGACAGGGACCAGCGAGACAUCAAACAAGCUCACAAUCCAGAACUGCAUCAGCUUUUGCAGGAAGCAGAGGUACAAGCUGGCCGGGAUGGAGUCGGGCUAUGCGUGUUUCUGUGGCAAUGAACUGGACACGCACGAGCACGGCGAGGCGCCCAGCAUGGAGUGCAACCACGUGUGCUUCGGUGACCACACCCAGCCCUGCGGCGGAGACGGAUGGGUCAUCAUCUUCGAUACCCGAGUGGGGGCCUGCGGGGGAAACUACACAUCUCCAUCGGGGGUGAUCUACUCCCCUGAAUUCCCUGACAAAUACGGGUCCGGCCGUGUGUGCUACUGGACCAUCCAGGUGCCUGGCUCCUCUGCCAUCCUCUUCAACUUCACCUUCUUCGACAUCUCCGACCAGACGGACAUGGUGGAGCUGCUGGACGGCUACACCAACCAGGUGGUUGUGCGCUUUGACGGGCGUAGCCCACCGCGGGAGCUGGUCAACAUCACAGGAGACUUCGUCAUUCUGUACUUCUACUCGGACCGCACCAACCAGGCCCAGGGAUUCGCCAUGCUCUACCAAGCAUUUAGAGCUCCAGACACCAGAACCACCGAGGAGGAAGACGAGGAGGAGGAUAAGGGUGUGGAGGUCACCAGCACAGCAGGGCCCCGGGUGGCUGGCGGUGUCACCGAGAGAUCCAACGGCACCUCCAACGGGCGCUCCUCCCAGAUCCUCUAUGUGAUCACGUCCAGCCCCGGUAAACCGGAGCACAACAUGCCAGGUCAGUGGGCUGGACGCAGCAAGACCACCGGCCGCGGCACUAUGUGGACCAUCUAUGCUCUGUCAGCCCUCCUCACGCUUACGGUCAUAGCCAUGGCUGCCAAGCUGCUGCUGCACAUCACUGUUAAAUCUCCCAGCAUACCGACGGUCAGCGGCUCCGACAGCUGCAGCCAGAGCACGGCGUCCUCCGAGCCCUGGAUCAUCCUUUAUAGGCCUUCCACCAUCUCCCUCUUCAAGAAGAAGCUCAAGAACCACCACGGAGACCUCAGCCCUCUGGUGGGCAACUAGGGCUACCACGCCCAAACGCAAUCACCACUACCACCACCAACCCCAGCGCUACCCUGCUCCAGGGCCGUCAGAUGCCAGACCCUCAGACAAUGAAACUCUUUGGGGCGCUAAGCUAACAAGCUAAUGACUGACUGAGUGACUGCUACUAAAAAGGGCCCCCUGGGCCGAUACAUGGCCGGACCCUCCCUGCAGCUCAGCACUAUAGGAGAGGUGACAGGCAGGGCCGUCAGCAUUUGUGGCAUAUUAGAGGAGAGGGAUGUUGGGGGGAGGGUAAGAGGGUAGGAAAAUUGACAGCUCUGAGGAAGACGUGAGGACACUUUAAUGUGCAUGGGGGCUUCACUUGGACCCUGAAGUUUGCCCUUCGUCACUGACGAAGGGUGAACUUGAACAAAUAGUGGAAUGAAUAGUGGAGUCUACUGCUAAAGGAAAAUCGAAGGGAAAAGCACUUGCAUCUACAAGAGACCACUUUCCAGAGAACAAGCUCCCCGCUGCCGAGUGCUUCACAGCUGGGUACGCCAAACGGCCAACCACGGCGUCUCCAGCAGGGGCAGUAAACCGGGGGUCGUGUGACUCUUCCAGGGGCACAAGAGAUAAACUGGUGACCAAUCCUCAUCACUAUUUAGAAGAGGGGGAAGAAGACGAUUGGAGUCUUUGACAGACACAUACAAGUCACACGUACCACAUACACUCACUCGCACGUGCGCACACACACACACACACACACACACACACACAUUGUAACACUUAACAGUAAGCAACUUUUAUAAACUGCCUCAUACUGACGAUCAGCACUCUUGCAGCCUAAUCCAGAACCCUCCCAUCCAAAGAGCGGUCUGCUUCGUUCACUUUGCAGACCAGCUUUUGGUCCGGUGCACAGAGUGGUUCUUGCUUCUCCUAACAGUGUCCUAAUGUAAAAUCGAUCCAACCGUCUAAAGGGAAGAAAAAUGGGGCAUGAAUAAGUCAGAGAUGACUUUAUCACGGUACACUGAGAAUGAAUCACCGUCUCUGAAGAAAGACAUCAGCGAGGGAAAGACUGAGGCACACCCUCCGACACUCAGCUGCUGGUGUGUGGUUAGGCGGAGUACAGGAGCAGCAUGGGCACGCUGAGGGGAAGGGGCUGGUUAGUGCCGUUUGUAGAUAACUGCCAUUUAG